This is a messenger RNA of Scleropages formosus (Asian bonytongue), 3036 nucleotides long. RefSeq names its product alkyldihydroxyacetonephosphate synthase, peroxisomal-like. Gene Ontology annotation, cellular component: peroxisome. The coding region runs from base 339 to 2243 and encodes 634 amino acids. Gene Ontology annotation, biological process: lipid biosynthetic process. The record is from RefSeq and is a predicted model, not a curated record. NCBI's taxonomy places the organism in Eukaryota, Metazoa, Chordata, Actinopteri, Osteoglossiformes, Osteoglossidae. Gene Ontology annotation, molecular function: alkylglycerone-phosphate synthase activity; FAD binding. The transcript is spliced from 20 exons.
GAUGAACGUUGGUUCAUGAUGGAAAGAAACAGUAACUGUGUACUUAAACACCACACGUGUGUAUCCGAGUGUCUCUUCCUGCUGCCGUAAUGAACACUUUGUAUUUUCCACGAGAUGAAAGGCGCUCCGAAAAAUGAAUAAAUCAUGCACUAAAUGUACCGGGUGGGUGUAAAACACGGUGUUUAUUAGCGUCACGGCUGAAGCGGGCGGCCCUUCAUGAGAGCGCGCGCGCAAGCAGGCCGAGGCUCGCGCACCUGCACCAGGUAGGAGGGGCGUCGCACCUUCCGCACGCCACGCGCUCCGGGAGACCAGGACGAGGACGAGGAGGAGGAAGCAGCAUGGCGUCCGAGAGCUUCGGGUCCGAGGAGGAGGAGCAGCAGCAGCAGCAGCAGCGGCGGCGGCGCGCGGACAGACGGGUGCGAGCGCUGAGCGGCCACCUGGAGGGGCGCGCGGAGCAGGCGCGCGACGGACCCCCCACGGAGCGCGAUACGGAGCUGCGGAGCCGCAGCGCAGUGCCGAGGAGGAGGCAGGAGGUGAUGAAGUGGAACGGCUGGGGCUACAGUGACUCUCGCUUCUUCUUCAACAAGAAAGGCCAGGCGGAACUGACCGGAAAAAGGUAUCGGCUCAGCGGCUCUCUCAUCCCCGGCUUGAAGGACUGGUUUGAAGGCACCUUCGGCGCCGACCUGAAGCACGAGAGCCCGGCUAAGGUGGCGCUGUGUGCCGGGGCCGUGCCUCCCCCGUCCCUCGGCGAGGCGUUUGUGGCGGGGCUGCAAGCCGCGGCGCUGCCCUUCUCAGUGGAGACCGAGGACCGCGCCUUCCGCUCCCACGGACACUGUUUACACGAGAUUUUCGCACUCCGCCGAGGGAAAGUGGGCCGUGUUCCUGACUUGGUCGUCUGGCCCGGUUGUCAUGACGACGUGGUGAAAAUCAUCAAACUGGCGUGUCAACACAACGUGUGCUUGAUACCUUAUGGAGGUGGGACAAGUGUGUCCAAUGCCCUGGAGUGCCCUGUGGAGGAACCCCGCGCCAUUGUGUCUGUGGAUACAUCGCAGAUGAACCGGAUAUUGUGGGUGGACGAGAAGAACCUGACGGUGCACGUGGAGGCGGGAAUUAUCGGGCAGGACCUGGAGAGACAUCUUGGAGAGCAGGGCUACUGCACAGGCCAUGAACCCGACUCAAUGGAGUUCAGCUCGCUGGGCGGCUGGGUGGCCACCAGGGCCUCGGGUAUGAAGAAGAACGUGUAUGGAAACAUCGAGGACCUGGUGGUCCACGUGAGGAUGGUGACCCCUCGCGGUGUGAUUGAGAAGAGCUGCCUGGGGCCACGUGUGUCCAUCGGGCCCGACGUCCACCACUUCGUCCUCGGCUCCGAGGGAACGCUUGGCGUGAUCACUGAGGUGACGCUGAAGAUCCGGCCGAUCCCAGCGUACCGCAAGUACGGCUCCGUGGUCUUUCCUGACUUUGAGCGGGGCGUGGCCUGUCUCAGGGAGGUGGCCAGACAGAGAUGUGCGCCAGCCUCCAUCCGGCUGAUGGACAACAAACAGUUUCAUUUUGGACAGGCGCUGAAGCCCCAGGUAUCCUCCAUAUUCACCUCUUUCUUGGACGGCUUGAAGAAGUUCUACAUCACCAAGGUCAAAGGGUUUGACCCACAGUGCCUCUGUGUGGCCACCCUACUAUUUGAAGGUGACCGGGAGCGAGUGCUGUGGCAUGAGAAACAGGUUUAUGACAUCGCUGCCAAGUUUGGGGGCCUGGCGGCAGGCGAGGACAACGGCCAGAGGGGCUACAUGUUGACCUUUGUCAUUGCGUACCUGCGGGACCUGGGCAUGGACUACUAUGUGAUCGGAGAGUCCUUCGAGACCUCGGUGCCUUGGGACAGGGUGCUGGACCUCUGCAGGAAUGUGAAGGAGCAGGUUGUGAGGGAGUGCAGGGAGAGAGGGGUCCAGUUUUCCCCCCUGUGCACCUGCAGAGUCACCCAGACGUACGAUGCAGGCGCCUGCGUCUACUUCUACUUUGCCUUCAACUACAGAGGCCUUGCAGACCCCAUCCACGUGUACGAGCAGGUGGAGCAAACUGCCAGGGCAGAGAUUCUCGCCAACGGAGGGAGCCUCUCGCACCACCACGGAGUGGGAAAGCUGCGCAAGCAGUGGAUGCGGGAAGCCGUUUCGGACGCGGGACUCGGCAUGCUGAGGUCCGUCAAGGAGUACGUGGACCCGGACAACAUCUUUGGCAACAGAAACCUGCUGUAACCCCCUGUGUACCGCAGUGCCUUUGGUUCCAGCGCUCAGCUUUUCAGAAUUAGAUUGUAUGUGUGUGUAGGUUCUCCAAACCCUUUGUGUUGUUAGGAUGUUUAAUUUCUGUUACAGCUGUCCACUUGUGGUCUGGUCCAUGUUUAGUUUUGUCACAUCCUGUGCCUUUAAGCACCAUCGGCUCUUGCACUUUACACUGUUCACGAGUCUGCGUUUCUAGCUGUGAUCGUGCGCCUCUGCAGUCCCAUGCGGAAAGUGUGCGUUACAACAUCUCUCGGCAAGGUGCACGUCUCCAUGAGGUUGUGCCACCAUUCUGCACUGCGCAGUUGGACAGUGGAUUGCUCGCUGCUGUGGGGUGUUUCCUGGACACAUACUCCUCACAUCCAGUUGUGUUUUUGUGAACGACGUGCUGUCACUUUGUCUGGACAAACCUGUACGCAAGAGGUGUGCGGCUGAGGUGUCCCAUCUCACCUGCGUCCAGCACGUAGAGGGUAGUCGCUGGUUAUGUAGUUUUGUGUGGCUGUCGUAUCUCAGCUCACGCCUCUCUCAAUGCCUAGCUGCUGCUGUCUCUCACAGGUGCAUUUCCCCACCACUGGUGCUCCUGUCUCCCGUCUCCCCUCUCAGCCCAACUGUCUACCCCUGCCCAGAGACUCUGUAGUAAUCGACCCAACAAGAUGCCGCUUUCCCUGGAGCGUUGGUGUACUUGUUGUGACAUGUUUCCUCCAGGUGGUGCCACAGUCCCCCACUACUGGCUACUGUCUUGUGUGUAAAGGGACUUGCAAUAAAUGGGUAA